This is a messenger RNA of Laetiporus sulphureus 93-53, 465 nucleotides long. RefSeq lists its product as uncharacterized. The coding region runs from base 1 to 465 and encodes 154 amino acids. The record is from RefSeq and is a predicted model, not a curated record. The transcript is spliced from 2 exons. NCBI's taxonomy places the organism in Eukaryota, Fungi, Basidiomycota, Agaricomycetes, Polyporales, Laetiporaceae.
AUGCUGCAGACCUUGGAUACAGUUCCCGGUCUGGAAGUACUCAGCCUUAAGAGUGACCCAUUUUCGCUCAAUGACAAUCAACAAGAAGAAGAAGAAGAAGAAGACUCUCGAGAAGAUCAUAUACUAGUCUCUCUUCCGCGCCUCCAGCUGCUGCGUUUCUUAUACGUCGAUAUGUCUCAUGUCGCGAGCCUGAUCGAUCACAUCUCGUUUCUCUCGCAAACGAGCAUUGAGUGGACGUGUCGUUACAUGUUCAGUAAUGAAGAACCGUUCACUGCUCUAGUGGCGAAGCUGUUCACACGGGCGCAACGGAAAGCCUUCGUGAAGUUCAGGACCAGCACGAGGAACGAGCGCUGGGCCGAACGCUUGCUUACUAAGCAGGCGGGCGAAGAAGAGACGCGCUCAGCUGACGUACGUGCUAUGUCUCUUCCCACCCGCCACGACCUUCGCUACCAGCUCAUCUCGUAG